Messenger RNA from Rodentolepis nana, 2484 nucleotides. The record is from the annotation of a GenBank genome assembly. NCBI's taxonomy places the organism in Eukaryota, Metazoa, Platyhelminthes, Cestoda, Cyclophyllidea, Hymenolepididae.
AUGAUGGAUGUCAAUCGUUCGGAUGUGUUAUCGGAUAUUCAAAUUGCCGGGUUUAAGUGUACGCUUUUUAACGAUCCAGAAAAGUCUAUGGAAAUAAAUAGUGGUUCACUUUUAGUGCCAUGGGGAAAUAGUACCAAUAUCACCAUGGAUCGAUAUGAUUGCCGAGGUUACUUGCAUGAUCUGGCUGAACACGAUGCGGACAAUGUUAUUCACAGAUCAGGAUUUCAAACAGCUGAGGAACUGGCUGCGGAAGAAAUGUGCGACUACGAGCGUUAUCUCGAACUACAAACAGAUAUCCACGAGGAAGAGAUUUUUCAUGAGGAAGAGCGUAAAAGGCGGGAAGAAGCUCUCAAGGAAUCCUACGUGGCCAUUGGUUUUUCUUACGAUGAGAACGAAACGGAUAAAAAUCCAGAUACUGACAAUACUGAUCAAACCAAGCCAAUCGACAGUCCUGAUCGAAAUCAGGCCUCAAAGGAGUUUGAAGGGGAGCCUUACAUUUGUCCACCAGAACUUAUUCUUCCACCCGACAUGAUUCUCCCUGAGUUCGAUCGCCAGGCAGCUAUCAUCGAGAAGACGGCUAUUUUUAUAGCUCGCAAUAAUGCUCAGAUGGAAAUCGUUCUCAAAACCAAACAAUCCAAUAAUCCCCAAUUUAAAUUCUUAAACUUUGAUGAUAAACUCAACCCCUUUUACAAGGAACUUGUCAAGCUAAUCAAAUCAGGUCGAUAUAUUCCUAGACACAGGCCCAAUACCUCAGAUAGCUCAAAAGCUGAUAGUGAAUUCAUUGGGGAUAAUAUUAAUCCCGAUGAGCCAUAUGAGUUAAAGUUGCCCAAAGUGGAUAUAUCAAACACUGCCUAUGCCUCUCUUAUUAAUCGGUUCAAGAAAUCCAAUGAAGGAAAGGCUAUCUCCAAUAGCUCUGAGAUGCAAAAUGGCUCCGUUGAUACCAACUUUUUGUCUGAUAAUCAGGUUUCAACUACGUCAGAUGGUAUGUUUCAAGAGCUGUCUAAACCAGAUCAACCAGCUGCACCAGUAAUAACGAAUGAGGAUUAUGAACGGUUUUAUCAAGAGUAUUAUCGUCACUACUAUUCGUAUUACUACAUGCAUUAUUCAAACAAUGCUGUUUCGACGGGAGAGGCAGAAAAUGAAUUCUGGGUCGUUUCAGAAUCUUCUCGGGCGGCUGCUACUGCAGCUCUAGCCGCUGUCAAUGCUGUUAGGCAGUCCCAAUUGGCUUUUUCCAGUUCAUCUCCACCUGCUGAUCUUCGAAGUAUUAUUGACAAAAUGGCCGAGUAUGUAGCUCGAAACGGGGACGAAUUUCAGAAUGUUGUGAAGAGCAAAAAGCAGGAUGACCCUCGCUUUGCCUUCCUUCAAACCGGUCAUAUUCAUCACGAUUACUAUAUUGCUAAAAAAAAGGAAUUUACAGCUAAGUUCCAUAAGAGUGACCAGGAAAAUGAUGUGAAAUCAUCUCCUGUGUCCAAUGCAGGUGAAUCAAAAAAUCAGGAGGUUAAAGACGAAAAGAGUCCUUUAUCGCCUAGUGUCAAAAACAAAAGUAUCUCGUUCCGACUGACAAAGUCGUGUUCGAACCGAUUAAAAGAAACAGAGGAGACAAACGGUCCUUCAGCUGCAAAUGAUGAAGAGAACCCGAUUGUUGCUGAUGCCACCACUAUACCUCAAUCAACAUAUUGCAAUACUUUGCCUGGGAUCUGUAAUUACUCCUCAGAUACUGAAAGUGAAGAGGAACAAGAGGAGUUAGUGGAGACUGCUAAUGCUAAAGGUGCUUCCCCGCCAAAUUUGCCAGUGGAGAAUGUGACCAAAACUGCGAAAGUGGUUUCCAAUGUUCAAGCUGCAACUUUGACAGCAGUUCCUCAAGCAUCCCAACCUGUCACUUCUCGCAGAAAUCGAGUCGAUAAUCCUCCCUCGUCUCAUCUUACCUCAAACGGAAAAUCGGCUAAAUCUCUUACAAUAGGAACUCUUCUCAGCGCUGAGGAGAUUGCCCGUGAUAUUCAAUCCAUGGAAGAGGAGGCACGCCAACAGUUAGAGCGUCGAAAACGUGCCGCUCUCUUUGCCGCUAAAUUGCAAGCUGCGAAGCUACGCAAAUUAGAAGAAACGGUGGCAGAAGAGCAAAGAAAAAAGUGUGAGACGCCGUCACCACCACCACCUCCGAUAAAUCGAUUAACGUCUACUGCUGCGCCACCUCCUCCUCCUUCAUCAGUACCUGCGGCGGUUGCUAAUGCAGUCGCUGCCCAGUUGAAGACUCAGAGGGAAAAAGCGCUAGAAGCUGCUACAGCUUCGAAAGAAUCGGAGAGGAACAAAUUCACUCGUCGUGCUUCCAGAAGUCCACCAGCAGCUUAUGCCAAACAUCGUCGAAGGUCAUUAUCUAGAUCUCCUUCAGGAGAAAAGAGUUAUUCCAGAAGUCGUCGACGGCGUUCACGAUCUCCGUCAAUCUCAUAUGACCAUAGCAGCAGGCGAAGCCGACAUAAACGUUUAUAG